This is a messenger RNA of Manis pentadactyla (Chinese pangolin), 1474 nucleotides long. It is a transcript of the gene NDUFV3, whose product is annotated as NADH:ubiquinone oxidoreductase subunit V3. Gene Ontology annotation, cellular component: mitochondrion. The coding region runs from base 463 to 1398 and encodes 311 amino acids. Gene Ontology annotation, biological process: mitochondrial ATP synthesis coupled electron transport. Lineage: Eukaryota; Metazoa; Chordata; Mammalia; Pholidota; Manidae. The record is from RefSeq and is a predicted model, not a curated record. The transcript is spliced from 4 exons.
ACCCUGGUCCUAGAAGCACGAGUGUUUCGAGGACUUGCCCCUACAGUUUCUUUCUCUGCAGAAUCAGGAAAGAGUGGAAAAGGACUGCCACUGAAUCCCAAGAGUCAAAAUUCAUCAAAAAGAUAUCAGUUUCUGUCUGGAAGCAUAUCAAUCAAGACUGUCUGCCCUGCCUCCAAGAUGGGCUGAGCCACCAUCUGUAUGAUUAAAAUGCAGUCUUAGCUCUAAGAUAGAAUUUUUCCUGAAUAACCUGGGCCUCUUAGCAGGUGCUAAAGUAAAUCUUACAAUGAUGUAGUGGAACCAAAGGAGAGGGGCAAGCUACUAGCCACCCCAACAGCAGCUGAAUUGUCUAAAAACUUACCUUCACCCAGUUCUAACCUAUCAGUUGUGAAUCCAGGUGGGAAGGUAGCUGGCCCUGACCCCGAUGGCAGCGUGCUGUUUGCAGAUGAAGGGGUUCCGAAGUUUAUGUCAAGAAAGACUUUAGUAGAGUUUCCUCAAAAAGUUCCAUCUCCGUUCAGAAAACAGGGUUCCGAUUCAGAAGCCCCUCUGCAGAGCAGGAGCGGGCCGGGCGACUCAUCUUCAUCAUCUUCGUCAGGCUCCUCCGAUUCGGAGUCUGACGAGGAGGGUGGUGGCUCAGGAGUCAGAGGCAAAGGAGGGCCUCCAAAACCAGAGGCCUCCCAGUCCUUUAAAAAUGCAGCAUCAGGAAAAGGGAAGACCUGGUCACAGCAGCCACAGCCAGACCUCACCUCUUCAGAGAGGCCCCGCCAGGCAAAGAAGAAAGGAACCACCAUUAAGCCAUCAGAGGACGGAACAGGUGCUAAACCAAAAACUCCAACACCCAAGUCACAAGUGGGUCAAGAGCUUAUGAGGCAGAAUGUGAAGGGAAAACAGCUGCAGAAACUAUUUAGAGCACAUGAUGUAGAUAAAGAAAGCCAGAAGCCAUUUAAAAAGACCCUCCCUAGCCAUGCAAAACCAGGAUUAUCUACACAACCCACUGGUGGCCCAAGGCCCUCUCAGCUGCCAGAAGAAACCAAACAGGCAGCUCCUUCUGAGACCACAGAGAGACUUCGGGAAAAACGAGAGCUAGUACCUGGCACAGAGGUGGCUUUUUCCCUGCCCAGAAAAGAAAAUUCUAAGGCCUUUCCUGAUGACAGACCAACGGCACCGGCACCUGAGGGCCAGGGCGGAACCAUUGAAGAUGCAGCCGCGCAGGCGGAGGGCCAGGACACCACACAGGAGCCCACCCAGGCCACCACGCCCGCAGGGACCUUCGACAACACUACCUACCGGAACCUCCAGCACCAUGACUACAGCACGUACACCUUCUUAGACCUCAACCUGGACCUCACCAAGUUCCGGAUGCCUCAGCCCUCCUCAGGACGAGAGUCACCUCGCCACUGAGAGCUCAGUUUAAAAAUUAACGUAACGCUAGCGUUGCUGUGUUCUUGCCCGCAAAAAUAAAAUCCACUCCACAGUC